GGAGAUGAUCACUGGUAGCUUGGGUUAUAUUAAUAGUGUACAAUUCGAACUGUUCGCUUCAAAAAUCUUAAGUUUAUUUGAAGAAAUGUAGAAAAACGGCGAUGGUAUGGUUUCGCUGUGACAUGUCUCGUUGUGGACCGGAGCUGAGAAGAUAGUUUAAAGAAUGCCUUAACACUUUUGACAGCUUCUUAAAUAGUGAUUAUGUCCUUGGAAAAAAACAUUGGUAGGUCCACAAAGAAAAAUAAACUCUGGGAUAAGGAAUAGAAGUAAUUGCGGUUUCUUGGCGCGCUCAGACAUCUGAUGCUUUGCUUACCUUUGUGAAGUCAGGUAUCUUUUUCUGCAUGAAGCCUUUAAAAAUUAACGGGUUAAUUAGUUUCACAGAGUAGUAUUGCAGUUCUUUUGUGAGGGUGCAGACACCUGUGUAAAUUACCUUUUGCCGAAUAAAUCUGUUGGAAUGUCGAGUAUGGAACAACAAAUAGGGUGUGUGGCACCACUUUACAGAUUGGUUGGUGGUGGUGCAUUAGCCAUAACUAGCUAUUGGUGUGUGACAUAAUUGUAACUUAACUUUUUUCCCCAGAAGAAAUUUGAAAACAAAAAAAAAAAAGACCAAAGUAAACGCUAGAAAAGCCUGCCUCACAGGGAAUGGUUGGAUUACUCUUGAUCAUGUGUAGUAAACUACAGAAAGACAAAAUGGACAAUUUAGUACACUUCUGGCAUUUUCUAGGUAAAAUCGCAUCAGUCUAAAAAAAAGAAAAUAAUUGUGCAAGUGGCAGAUACCCUCUUGUGAGUCAGACUUGCCUCUGUCAGGGAGUCCACUUGAGUGUAAAAGAGAUACAGGAAAUUGAGCAUCUCUUGAAGAACUUAAUAAGUUAAAGUGGAGCAUAAGGAGAUGUGCUGAUAACAAGCAUGAACUAGUAUGUUUAGCCAUAAGGGAGGAGUAAGAUGGCAUCUUUGCGUCUUGUAACAAAGUGUACCUGACGAAGCUUUGCGAGCCUGAUUCUAGUCACUUGCUUGGAUUUGUAGAACCAAUAAAGCUCGUUUUGCAACUUUGUGUGAGUCCGCAAUCUGAAUCGAACCCAUUUCAUGCAGGUUCAACCCAUUUGAUAUAAUCCAGCAUUAUUGUAUUAAGCUUGAUCUUGUGGGCCUGUUGGUUCAGUGAUUAAAUGAUUAGCAAAUCUGUGGGUCCUUAACUAACUCGUUAUCUUAGAGUGUUAUAUAGUCUGGUAUUUUUUUCUCCCCUACUCUUUGUUUUAUUUUAUUAUUUUUGGUAGGGAACCAAAAGGGUAGCUGGUGAGUUGAGUAAUACUGUGACUGGGUAUCGAAUCUGAUUACGUUCUUAUUAAGGAGGGGAAGAUCCCUAUUUUGGCACUGGGGCAAUAUAAGUAGUGCCCUUGCCUUAUUUUCUUUGGGAGUUUGUACUUAUGCCACAGCGAGACAGCCAAGCAAAUUGCAAAAUCCCAUAACAUUCUGGGUUCCAUCAGCUAGCAGUACCUAAUUGGACAAAUAAUUCUAUUUUCUUUGAGUAUCAAUUUCCUUAUAUAAGCCGUAAAAAAGGAUCAUACUUUGCAUUUACUUCACAGGUGACGGUUAUGAUGAACAAGGUAAUUUUUUGUGAAAACUUUGUGAAACUUGUGUACACUAUUCAAGUAAUAGGUGGUAUUAGAGGUCAGAACAUCUUUAUAGAGAGGACUCUGAAUAAUUAAAUAUCCAAAGCCCAUUAAAUGGGGACUAGAACGGACUGGCUUUAUGCUGAAUGAUGCUUUACAGGGAGAUACAGAACUCAACAAGCUUACAAGAAGUAAGAAGUAAUUUUACUUCAGAAUUAACAUGAGCUUCUUAUCCGUGGAAAGCACUGUGUGUUAGGUUAUAUAAUUGUGUAUUACAGCAGUUCUUACACUUUUUGUUCUUAGGACCCCUUCGCAGUCUUAACAAUUGUUGAGCACCAAAGAGCCUUUGUGUAGCCAGUAUUGGUUGAUAUUUGUCACAUUAGAAAUUAAAACUGAGAAAACCUUAAAAUAUGUAUUCAUUAAUAUGCUUACAAAUAACAAUAGACCCACUACCUGUAACAUAAAUUGACAGCUUAUGUAAAAUGUUUUUCAAAACAAAAAUUUAGUGGGAAGAGUGGCAUUAUUUUACAUUUUUGUAACUCUUUGUUCAGCUUUAUAGAAGACAGCUAGAUUCUUACGUUGCUUCUGCAUUCAGUCUCUUGAAAUGUCACACAUCAUGUAGCCUCUGGAACACCCCACUGCAUGCUUGUGAGAAAAUGACAGUAAACAAAAGUAACAUCUUAAAUAUUAUUUAUGAAAAUCCCUUUGACCUUCUGGACCACCUGAAUGGGUCCUGGAAACUUUCAGGGUUCCAGGACCACAUUUUGAGAACCCACUUGUGUAAGCUAUAGUUAACAGUUAAGGAUACCUGCUCCUAUCAAAAUAACUUUAAAUAAUUGGAGAAAUCCUUAAGGCUAGCAAUGUGUAUGUUUCUUUGGAGACCCGAGGUUUUGAAGUGUAUUAGCUGGGAAAUAGACCGUGGGGAUUAGUAGUCCUCUGCUCUCAAAAAAAAAAAAAAAAAAAAAAGGUAACAGUCGAAUCCAACUGAGAGACAGGAGGCUAACUAGAAGGUAAAUCCAUGCUGUGGUUUAAGGUGAAUGUUGAAAAUAGCGAUCUCCUAAUAACGUAAAGGCUGAUUUAUGUCUAAUUGUUGCUGAAGGGAUUCUAAUUUUAAAUGAAAAAGUCUUAUAGCUAGGACAUUUUCUCAAGCUUUUUGUUAUGUGCACAUAUCAGAUGUUAUUUUCAGAAGCUGGAGGUUUGGGCAGUCCUUAUUUUUGUGGGUAAAAAAUUUAACCAGUGGGGAAAAGCACAAAUUGUUUAAAAAGAUGCCCUGAAUACAAGUGUUUGAAUAACUAAGGAAAGCCAAAGACCAAGCAUUUGAACUCAAGGGUUUGGGUUAAACAGCCAGUUAAAUUAGAGAGAUUUAGUAGGCUAGGCAUGAUAAUUUUUCUCUGAUUAAUUCUUCCACGAGUUGAGAGUGCCCCUUUAAGUUUUCAGUUCACACUUGCCUCAUAUUACUGUACGCAAGAAAAAGUAAGUGUAGAUCAAGUAAACGUUAUGCAAUUUUGGGUGGAUACUGGAGAUAAACUGUUUUUUAAGGGAUCCGCUCAGUAAGAUGAGGUGUUGAUUAUUGGUUGUCAGUGGUAAUAAAUUUGUAAUGGACUGAUCAGGUUGUGAUAAAAGGUAAGAAAUCACCUGGAGUGAUGGGUUAUUUUGUAUUGUAUUUCUCCCCAACCUACAUUUAACACUCUUGUUUGCCCAGUGGACUAAAUUUUCUAAAUAUAGUCAGUCAUUUGCUUGUCAUUAGGUCAAAUGCAUUUACUGCUUUUUAGUAACAUUCUAUGAUGUAUUAAGUGUCUAACAUUUAAUAGGGCAAUGAGUAAAUAUUUGCCUACUAAAUAAAGGAACUUUCACUUAGAUGUGGCUGGAAGGGUCUUUAUGUUGAAAACAUGCAGAGUCAGUGGGCUUUCCCUCAGAAUGCUUUCACUGGCCUGCACUCCCAGUGUAGGCUGGAUUGUGAGCAAAUGACCAUCUGCAGUGUUGUUAUCACAGUGAAUUUGUGUUCUUUUGGUAGUCUGUAUUUAUAGAUGGGCAGGUGGACAAUUUAGUUGUAAAUGUGGAAAAGGUAGUUAAAAAUCAGUGGACAGGUGAUACUUUUUUCACAUUAAUUCUAAAAUUUAGUAUUUGAGUUUUAUAUAUCCUUCUGAAGAAUUUAAACUUUGUUGGUAAUAUUUAUAAAGCUGAAGGCAAAUGUCUUUCUAGUCUUUCUGCCGUGUUCCUCCCCCGCCCCGUCUCCCAGAAUCUUAAAGCAGUCUCAGGUUAUUUCCAAAGUCUCUAAAUGAUUGGUCAUGGAUGUGAAAUGUGUGAAAUUCAGAAUGUGCUCCAUGUAUGUGUUUUGUUUAAAGAGGCUGCAGUAUAGAGAUUGAGCUUAACAUUUCCUUGUUGUGAAGAAGUUUUGACACAUUGAUCAGAAGUUAUUUUCCUAGUAACAUGCUUAAUAGUGCGUAAAGAACAUCCUUCAUGGUCUAAGCAGAAGAAAUGAUGGAGUUGGGGGAAGAACUCUAACUCUUUGGUGUGGUUUCCUGUUAUUUAUCCCCAUAAUAAUUUCUUCUCAUUCUUGGCGUGUACAGCAUUAGCCUUAGGCUCGUUUAACAGCCUACUUUUUCCUCAUUGAAAUUGAUGUAAUUUCCUUCUACACUGGAAUAUAAAAGAUUGAUCUUGGGUUCUAGCUAGAUUUAGAGAUACUUAUGUUUUAUAGUGUUUGCAGCUCAGUGAGUAGACCAGUGAGCAGUUUACUAUGUAGCUCAGUGAGUAAUUUAAAUUCCUGUUUUAAAAUUUGAGUCCCUCUUCCAUCAGGGACUAAUUUACAUGUACAUUUAUUUCUCCUAACCUAACCUACUGUUUGUUUUUUUUUUUUCCUUUUUGAGCUUUUCUCUCCUUCCUGACCUUGUUUUUUUUUUUUUUUUAAUUUACAUUUUUUCUUCUUUGAAAACAAAACGUUAGUCUCCUUUGAUUAAGCUGCAGUUUCUGACCUACAUGCAUACCGGUUUGUGUUCAACCAAGGCACUGAAAUAGAUUUAGUAGGUAUAUUAUCAGUGUUUGAAGUGGAAAAGGUAUGCUGUUUAACUUAUUUUGAUAUUUUAUGUUUAUUCAUAGCCUCUAUAGACAGGAGAGCAAUUGCAUUCUAGGUGUUUUUAAUAGAGCUUUCCUGGACAGAUGGCUUGGAAGGAAGUACUUUGAUGGAUUCUCAGUAGGGGCUAGUACUUUUUGGAGGGUGUAUUUAUGAUUAAGCUUACCUUGACUGACAAUUUAGAAUGCUGAGAAUAGCAUUAAGGACAGUAACAGCUUGUUGGUCUUACCUAGAAUUGUCUUGUGCCAAGACCUCUCAAGAUACACUGAGAUUUCUGUGUAGUGGUCUGUUUUGAGAAUGUAGUGUGCCGGUCCAACAAAAGCCCUUGGGUCUGUUUGACUUGUUCAAGUGUCCACUGUGGAAGGUACGUGAAUGGCCAUGCAAAAAAACAUUAUGAAGAUGCGCAAGUACCCUUAACCAACCAUAAGAAAUCAGAAAAGCAGGAUAAAGCUCAGCACACAGUAUGUAUGGAUUGCAGUAGCUACAGCACCUACUGUUAUCGCUGUGAUGAUUUUGUGGUUAAUGACACCAAGCUGGGACUGGUACAGAAAGUCAGAGAACACUUACAAAACUUGGAAAACUCAGCUUUCACAGCUGACAGGCAUAGGAAAAGAAAACUUUUGGAAAACUCAACACUGAACAGCAAGUUAUUAAAAGUAAAUGGAAGCACCACUGCCAUUUGUGCCACAGGCCUUCGGAAUUUGGGGAACACGUGUUUCAUGAAUGCCAUUCUGCAGUCACUCAGUAACAUUGAGCAGUUUUGCUGUUAUUUCAAAGAACUGCCCGCUGUGGAGUUAAGGAAUGGGAAAACAGCAGGAAGACGAACAUACCACACCAGGAGCCAAGGGGAUAGCAAUGUGUCUUUGGUAGAAGAGUUUAGAAAGACACUCUGUGCUUUAUGGCAAGGCAGCCAGACUGCAUUUAGCCCAGAGUCCUUAUUCUAUGUUGUUUGGAAGAUUAUGCCAAACUUUAGGGGCUAUCAGCAGCAGGACGCCCAUGAAUUCAUGCGCUACCUUUUGGACCAUCUACACUUGGAACUCCAGGGUGGCUUCAAUGGUGUUUCCCGCUCCGCAAUUCUGCAGGAGAAUUCUACUCUGUUUGCAAGUAACAAGUGUUGCAUAAAUGGAGCAUCUACUGUUGUCACAGCUAUAUUCGGAGGCAUUCUGCAAAAUGAGGUUAACUGCCUCAUAUGUGGGACAGAAUCUAGAAAGUUUGACCCAUUCCUAGACCUUUCAUUAGAUAUUCCAAGUCAGUUCAGAAGUAAACGCUCUAAGAAUCAAGAAAACGGACCAGUUUGUUCAUUAAGAGAUUGUCUUCGCAGUUUUACUGACUUAGAAGAACUGGAUGAGACAGAGUUAUAUAUGUGCCAUAAAUGCAAAAAGAAACAAAAGUCCACAAAAAAGUUUUGGAUUCAAAAACUACCCAAGGUGCUAUGCUUACAUUUGAAAAGAUUUCAUUGGACAGCAUAUUUAAGAAAUAAAGUUGAUACAUAUGUAGAGUUUCCACUGAGAGGCCUAGACAUGAAAUGCUACUUACUGGAGCCUGAGAACAGUGGCCCAGAGAGCUGCCUGUACGACCUCGCCGCUGUGGUGGUGCACCAUGGUUCCGGGGUUGGUUCUGGACAUUACACAGCAUAUGCAGCCCAUGAAGGCCGCUGGUUCCACUUCAAUGACAGUACUGUAACAGUGACUGAUGAGGAGACUGUGGUGAAGGCAAAGGCCUACAUCCUGUUCUACGUGGAACGCCAGGCCAAAGCUGGAUCAGAUAAACUUUAGUACCUCCUCCUAAUCCUCAUUCAUCAACCAUACCGGAGAAACAUUUCCAGUUUUCCACAAAUACUUGAUCCAAGAUUAAUUUCAUUAUGCACUUUUCAAUUUCCUAUUUUGGGUUUAGUUUUGUCAGUGGUAGUGACUUACUGAACAUGGGCACCAACUAAUUUUGUUGUUGUUCUACCAGAAAACCUCAGCAGACGCUUUGAUUUGCUGCUUUAGUUGUAAUAAUUCAGUUUUUAUAUGUAGUUUGAAGAACGUAGUCCUAUUGACUUUUUUAUGUUAAUGUUUUCAGUUCUCACUUUGAGGCACAUUUACAUCAAUGCUUUUGAUACUCACACUUGCUGAAAGCAAGAUUUUCACAGCUGUAAUGGAGAUCAGGUUGACUCUAAAUCAAGGAUCAUGUGUGCACUUAACUUGUUGCCCACGAAAUUUCACAGUGACUGCUGAGCAAUCAUUCUUUUGGCCUGUAAGAGAUAACAGAGGGCAUCAUUAAGUAGACCAGGUAAUUACUGCUUGUCUCAAGGCUGCUAUUUAUCAGCACUAACUAAAUAAAUUUGUUGGUUCGGUUGUACCUGUCCUGCAAAUACAAGAAUUACGCUUUCUUGGCUUUGAGGCAUACUUGUUUGUGGGGAGGUAAGAUGGGAGUAAAGACCAAAUACAUUUAAUGUUUAAAAAACAUCACUAACGGUAUAGGUGUUACCUAGUGAGGUAAAGCCACGGCAUCGGCCUCCUUCUCCUUGGCUGUAGCACUGGAAGUCACCGCGUGUCCAUUUUAGACUUAGUGCUUUUUUGGUACCUUAGUCUGAGGUGUGAACCUGUGGUAUGUACUUGAAUCAUCACCUGCAUUUCAGUUUAUCACCAGGGGAGUCUGCUUCCGCAGGAGGAAAUUUAGUCUUUGCUCCUCUGGGUUUUAACACCCCUCAUUGGCCUAUCCUGAUAGCAGAACAAGUUGAAAACAAUCUCAUUUUGAGUAAGUAGUUUUCGUUGUUUAGUUUUUCUUAUUGAGCAAGAGUCUCCUUAUGUUGCCCAGGCUGGAGUGUAAUGGCACCAUGUUGGCUCACUGCAAUCUCCGCCUCCCAGGUUCAAGCAAUUCUCCUGCCUCAGCUCCCGAGUAGCUGGGAUUACAGGCACCCACCAUCACACCCACUAAUAUUUUUUAUUUUUAGUAGAGACAGGGUUUCACCGUAUUGACCAGGCUGGUCUUAAACUCCUGACCUCAGGUGCUCCACCCGCCUCAGCCUCCCAAAGUGCUGAGAUUAUAGGCAUAAGCCACAAUGCCCAGACUGUUCUAUUAAAAAAGAAAAAUGGUCAAGAUGUUUUUAAGCUUAUGAAUGUAAAAACAGUCUGGUGGGCUGGGUGUGGUGGCUCACACCUGUAAUACCAGCACUUUGGGAGGCUGAGGUGGGUGGAUCACGAGGUCAGGAGUUCGAGACCAGCCUGGCCAAUGUGGUGAAACCCCAUCUCUACUAAAAUUAAAAAAAUUAGCCAGGCAUGGUGGCAGGUGCCUGUAGUCCCAGCUACUCAAGAGUCUGAGGCAGGAUAAUCGUCUGAACCCAGGAGGCGGAGGUUGCAGUGAGCCGAGAUGGUGCCAUUGCACUCCAGCCUGGGCAACAGAGCGACACACUGUCUCAAAAACAAAAAACCAGUCUGGUGGCUCUCCCUCAGGUUGGAUAUCUGAAGUUGUAGGAGCAGGUGUAGCUCCAUUUCCAUUGUAAUAUUAACUGGAUAAAUCCCAUAUCUUCCCAGAGCAUAUUGGCUAAACACUUUAACAAGGAGCAACUUACAAUUAUGUAUAAACGUAUAUCCUCCAAUACUAUGCCUCCUAGCUACAUGUGGUUAUUGAAAUUUAAAUCAGACUCAGUUCCUUCAGUUACACUCAGUACCUUUCAAGUACUUCACACCACAUGUGGCGUAAGACAGUGCUGGCCUACAUUUUCACUCCAAAGAAUAAAGCUUUGCCAUCGUGUUUACAUCUUACAAUUUAGAGUCCUAAAAGGUCAUAGGGAAAUGUGUGCUUAAAUUAAUUCACAAUGCUAAAUUAUAUUAGGUUAAACUGUAUGAAACUGCUAUUUGAUGAGUUUCCGAGCUACAAAAAUGACAGUUCCAGCUGAUCUAUCAGUACAUCACCACAUCUAAUUGAACCUGAAAUGUGAGUUCCCUUUGAAUUUCCUAUGAAUCCAGGCUCUUUGGCUUAGAAGGUAGAGAGCUGUAACUUCUAACACUGAUACUUCGCUCUUCAGUCUCUCUGAAUGGGCAGCUGUUAUAACUUAAAACCGUAUAGGCCCGGGCGGAGUUGAUGGUGAAAGCAGCUGUAUUUUUAUAGCAAAUGGAACCUGACUACUCUGUCGGGCAGAGUGGCCUUCAGACGGGGAUGCUGCUGGCUUGGGAGAUGAACAUGUCUUCUCUGUUUGGUUUUCCUUGAACAGAAACGCCUGGAUGGUAUCAUGAAGGUUGUUGAGAAAAGUGAUUGGACCCAUCUGAAUUGUGCACGUGAACACCAGUGAUGUAAAUGUGCCUAAUCCUAUUUUAAUUUUUAACUGUGUAGCCUUACCAGACCUAUUUCAAAAGCUGAUCUUUUGUGCGCUCCAGGGCUUUUCCCUUGUGCCAUGUUGUCUCCAGCAUGUAUGUGGCUUCUUGCUCAGAGCUUCUGCUGAGGCAGGGCCUCUCACUGAGUCACAUGGCUCCUUGGAACAAGAAAACUUUCUCAGAAGUCCUCCCACACAGGUGGGUGAUAGAAACAGUUUGUGGCAACACAAAUCUCUCUCCAUGGUGGAGAAACCUGCUUAUCCACUGUAUUCUACUCAGUGUGUAGUGAUGACAAAUGUACUAGAAUUAAACCAGGCAAGUGUACUGGCCCGGGGUGAGUGUCGAAUGUGUAUCUCGCCUGUGGAACCUACUCAGCAGCUUGGUUUCUGGGGUUGGGGACAUAUUUAUUUCUUAAAGCCAAACCUCUCCUUCAUUGGUUUAGUGUACAUAAGUCUAUUUAGAUACACUUAUCCCACUUUAACCUCCACCAGCCCCUAAACUCUCUGCUGUAACCUCUGCUGCUGAAGUGGCCUCUUCACUUGGGCCCUGGAAAAGCCCAUGGGAAAAAGUGUGUUCCUGCAGCCAAGGCCUGGGUCCCAGGUGACUGAGAGUAGCCACGGGAAGGUGAGUAAGGAGUGGGCAUUGGUGUCUGUAGUCCAAGGUCUCUGCGUCUCGUCAGUGGGUGCAGGGCCUUCCCCCUCAGGUGUGAGCAUGAUGGACUCUAGACUGCCUUCCAUGAGCAUUGGUCAUGCUGUGAUGUCAUCAUUUGCCAUUAAAACCCAGUUUGUACGAUGCCAAGAGGAUUGUUUAACUGUGCAAGUGACUGAUUCAUUUAAGUUGUAAUCACAUCCCUUUUCUGCUUCACCAACCUGAACUUUUAAAAAGUAACAUUAAAAGUCUGUUCUCUUUA
Molecule: messenger RNA, 9885 nt
Organism: Callithrix jacchus (white-tufted-ear marmoset)
Lineage: Eukaryota; Metazoa; Chordata; Mammalia; Primates; Cebidae
Source: RefSeq, a predicted model, not a curated record